AUGGAAAUAGAACACCAAAACUCAAAACACCAAAGAGAAAGAACAAAAGUUAUUGAAGAAGUGAUCAAGGUUUUAUGGUUAGCAGGACCAUUAGUAUUUGUAAGCCUGUUAAAUUAUAGCCUACAAGUUAUAGCUAUCAUGUUUGUUGGACAUGUUGGUGUAUUGCCUCUGGCUGGGGCUUCCGUGGCCACUGCUUUUGCCACUGCCACUGGUUUCAAUGUGAUGGUAGGAUUGGCAAGUGCAUUGGACACAUUAUGUGGACAAUCAUAUGGAGCAAAGCAGUACAGAUUGUUAGGCAUACACAUGCAAAGAGCAAUUUUGAUUCUAAUGACUGCUAGCAUUCCAAUAUCAUUUAUUUGGAUUAACACUAAAUCCAUUCUCAUUUUCCUUGGCCAAGAUCCUCAAAUUUCUACCGAAGCCGGUAACUAUGCUAAGUUAAUGGUUCCAAGCAUUUUUGCUUAUGGUCUCAUACAAUGCCUCAACAGAUUCUUACAGGCACAAAAUAUUGUGUUUCCAAUGAUGUUUAUCUCUGCUGUCAUAACUUUACUACAUGCUCUUUUGUGUUGGAUUUUGGUUUUCAAAUCUGGACUUGGAGGCAGAGGUGCUGCUCUAGCAAAUUCUAUAUCUUAUUGGUUGAAUGUCACUAUGCUUUCACUUUAUGUCAAGUUUUCUCCUUCAUGUAAAAAUACUUGGACUGGAUUUUCCAAAGAAGCACUUCACAAUAUUCCAACGUUUCUUAGGAUCGCAACUCCUUCAACUAUUAUGGUUUGCUUGGAACUGUGGUCAUUUGAAUCUAUUGUUAUCAUUUCUGGUCUUCUUCCUAAUCCGAAGUUGGAAACAUCAGUGCUAUCUAUCUGCUUGAACACAAUAUCAGCUGCUUGGAUGAUUCCUCUUGGACUCAGUGGAGCUGUAAGCAUUCGCGUAUCGAAUGAACUUGGUGCUGGUCAUCCGUGGGCUGCACGUUUGGCUGUGUGCGUCGUCGUUGUGAUUGCAAUUAUCGAGAGCUUCCUGAUUGGAGCGGCCAUGAUAAUUUUCCGCAAUAUAUGGGGCUAUGCUUAUAGCAAUGAAGUAGAAGUUGUCCAAUAUAUUGCAAAAAUGAUGCCAAUUCUCGCGGUAUCAACCUUCCUAGAUGGAAUGCAAUGUGUUCUCUCAGGUAAUGCUAGAGGAUGUGGUUGGCAGAAAAUUGGUGCUUAUGUCAAUAUGGGAUCAUACUAUUUAAUUGGUGCUUAUGUCAAUAUGGGAUCAUACUAUUUGAUUGGAAUUCCAUUAGCAAUUGUACUGGCUUUUGCAUUGCGCAUCGGUGGCAUGGGGCUGUGGUUGGGGAUCAUAUGUGCACUUAUUGUCCAAGUAUCUUCUCUAACGGUCGUUACGAUUCGUACGAAUUGGGAGAAAGAGGCAGAGAAGGCUACUGAUAGAGUCUAUAGUUUAAUAACACCAGAGAUUGUAGAUUCAUGA
Molecule: messenger RNA, 1455 nt
Organism: Lathyrus sativus (Indian pea)
Lineage: Eukaryota; Viridiplantae; Streptophyta; Magnoliopsida; Fabales; Fabaceae
Source: the annotation of a GenBank genome assembly